UCUGCUGUAUUUCUUCUUCCUUCCGAAAUCCCCAAAUCAAACACAGGGCGCGCAUGCAAUUUCUUCGUCUUUCUCCUCCUCCUUAUGGAAAUUCAUCUCAUUUUACUCUGGUGAAAGAAACCCAACUGUUGAUUCGUUGGAACAAGAAUCUCAAACCGGUCCACUACAAAUUCUGUUGAAACCAUAUAAUUUUUGUAUCUAGUAAUGAUAUUAAAGGAGAGGCUUACUAGCAUCUGCCGUCUUCUAAUUUGAACCGGGCUUCAUUGAACCAAGAAAUUGAACGGACGGUUACCAGAUGAACAUAUUCAAGAGCAAGGCGAAUAUGGAAACACAAGAAAUGAUCGUGGGUGUACAAAUUGAAGAAGAAAAGAUUGCAGACAAGGAUCUCGAGAAACGAGAUCAGCAUGCUAAAGAUUGUUCAGAAAAGUCUGAGGAGAUUUUCGAGAAUUCUAGGAUAUGCUUAAAAUGUGGAAAUGCUGGGCAUUAUAUGUUUUGUUGCCCAAAUGAUUAUUCUCAUGAAGAUUUAAAGGAAAUAAAAUGCUAUAUUUGCAAGAGAUCUGGUCAUCUUUGUUGUGCUGAUUUCAAUGAUCCUGGUCCGAGGGAACUUUCUUGUUACAACUGUGGAGAGUUGGGUCACAGUGGCUCGAAAUGUAAAAGACCAGUGACAGAAGAAUCUAUCAGUAAUCCUCCAUACUAUAGUGCAAACAAGGUACAAAGAAGAAAUCUUGAUAAGCAAAUUAAGUAUUCGAAGAGAAAGAAACCCGCGCCUUCUGAUCUUGUUAAAUCUCACAAGAAGGCCAAAACCCAAUCAGAAGCUUCCAUUCAGAAACUUGAUAAGAAAGUUAAACACUCGAAGGGAAAGAAAUCUGCCAUUUCUUCUAAACUUGUUAAUUCUCACAAGAAGGCUUCUGACAGCAAUAGAUGGAGAUCUCCUGCAACACCAAUUAAUCGUCGAGCUAACUUCAAUCCUCACAUUCCAUCUGCAAACUCUGAUUUUAAUCGAUCAGCCAGAUUUGACCCAAUCGAUGGCAGAAAUAUGCUUCCAUCUGCAAACUUAGAUUUUGAGCGUCAAUUCUGUUCGCCAAGAUUUCACCCAAUCGACGGUAGAAAUUUGCUUCCAUCCGCAAACUUUGAUUUUGAGAGACAAUUCCAUUUGCCAAUAUUUCACCCAAAUGAAGUUAGAAAUGUGGUUCCAUCUGCGAACUUUGAUUUUGAGCGACAAUUCCAUUCGGCAAGGUUUCACCCAAACCACAAUAGAAAUGUCGAUCCAUUUGCAAGCUUUGAUUUUGAGCGACAAUUUCAUUCACCAAGAUUUCACCCAAACGACAAUAGAAAUGGGCUUCCAUCUACAGAUUUUGAUUUUGAGCGACAAUUGCAUUCACCAAGAUUUCACCCAAACGAGGGUAGAAAUGGGCUUCCAUAUACAGAUUUUGAUUUUGAGCGGCAAUUCUAUUCGCCAAGAUUUCACCCAAACGAGGGUAGAAACGGGUUUCCAUCUGCAGAUUUGGAUUUUGAUAGAUCAACAACACUUCAUCAGCAACAAUUUCAUUUACCCAGAUUUGGAGAUCCUAUUCAUGAUUGGGUAAGAGGUAACUAUAGUAGAUAGCAUAAACUUUUGUGUUACUAUUAGAAAGAGACAAGGAAUUGUGAUAUGAAAGAUAUGGCCAUCAUUUUGAAUGUUUUUAUUUGUUGUUCCU
Impatiens glandulifera is the source of this 1697-nucleotide messenger RNA. RefSeq lists its product as uncharacterized. The record is from RefSeq and is a predicted model, not a curated record. Gene Ontology annotation, molecular function: zinc ion binding; nucleic acid binding. Bases 296 to 1606 code for a protein of 436 amino acids. The transcript is spliced from 6 exons. NCBI's taxonomy places the organism in Eukaryota, Viridiplantae, Streptophyta, Magnoliopsida, Ericales, Balsaminaceae.